Sinocyclocheilus grahami is the source of this 1067-nucleotide messenger RNA. Its product is annotated as DNA polymerase beta-like. Bases 1 to 561 code for a protein of 186 amino acids. The transcript has 8 exons. Gene Ontology annotation, molecular function: DNA-directed DNA polymerase activity; DNA binding. The record is from RefSeq and is a predicted model, not a curated record. NCBI's taxonomy places the organism in Eukaryota, Metazoa, Chordata, Actinopteri, Cypriniformes, Cyprinidae. Gene Ontology annotation, cellular component: nucleus. Gene Ontology annotation, biological process: base-excision repair; double-strand break repair via nonhomologous end joining.
AUGUUUGAUUUGUACUUUGAAGAAUUUGAGAAGAGAAUCCCUCGUGCAGAAAUGCAGAAUCCCGAGUACGUCGGCACCAUCUGCGGCAGCUACAGACGAGGAGCAGAGUCGAGUGGUGAUAUUGAUAUACUGCUGACCCAUCCGGACUUCACCUCUCAGUCUGAGAAACAGCCCAAACUCCUUCAUGCUGUCGUGGAUCAUCUGGAGUCCAUCGGCUUCAUUACUGACACGCUUUCUAAAGGAGACACUAAGUUUAUGGGUGUGUGUCGGCUGAAGAAAGAAGAGGAAGAUGAAGAAGAGUAUUUUCCCCGCCGUAUUGACAUCAGGCUUAUUCCGAAGGAUCAGUAUUACUGCGGUGUGCUGUACUUCACCGGCAGUGACAUAUUCAACAAGAACAUGAGGACUCGCGCGCUGGAGAAGGGCUUUACUCUCAACGAAUACACCAUCCGUCCACUGGGCGUCACUGGUGUGGCUGGAGAGCCUCUGCUGUUGGACAGUGAGAAGGACAUGUUUGACUACAUCCAGUGGAAAUACAGGGAACCAAAGGAGCGCAGCGAGUGAAACCGAGACAAAACUCAGCCUCAAACUGUGUGUGUGCUGCUCAUUUAACUCAUAUUAGUGUAUUUUAAUAGUAGAAGACACAUUUAGGGAGAGAUGUGUGUGUGUGUGUCUAAAAUUUUAAAGUUGUGGAAGCAGCUACAUAAUAGUAGUUGAUGGUGCUUUUUAUUAAUAAUUGUCAUGCAUAAUAUUUGGUUUUAAUCCAAGUGAGAGAGAGAAAUUGCAUCACAAUACUGUGACUACAGAUAUUACAUUAUAAGAUCAUCAAUCUCUCAUACAGUAAGUAUAGCAGCAUACAUGUAUUUAUUUAAACGUACUCAACACUGGUAUGCAAGAAAGCAAACUGAAGAAAUAUAUGACUGAUGAUUGUCUGUGGUUGUGUUAUUAAAAAUCUAUUAUUACGUUAUUGGGAUAUUUUUAUUUAUAUAAUAGUCUACCAUAAUAUGACACAAAAGAUUCUUGAAGUUUGUGUGAAAAUUUGGAUUCUGCAUUAAAAAUCCAACAAAUCA